ACACAAGUAUUCUGUCUUUAGGGUCCGAAAUACAAUAUCUUAACAAAGCCAAGGUGGAGAUUAGAAUAAAAAGAUAUGAUUUUUAUUAAAUAUCUUUUUAAAGUUUUAUUUUUUAUCCUUAUCUUAAAGUCAGUAUCAUUAUCAAGAAAUGACGAUGAAUUUGCCGAAUUUGAGCGGGACCCUGACGCUGAACUUGAUAGUGAGGUACAAGUAGAUGAAAUUCCAAAAGACGAUGGUUUUGUGGAAGAGGAGGGUUUUGUUGAAGAUGUGCAAAGUAAUGAACCAAACACACAGACAGAGAAUGUGAAUGAAGAGGACCAGGAUGAAUUUGAUCCAUACUCCGAUGAAGAAGAAUUUGAGGGUUAUAAUAAAGAUAAAACCAAUAAACCAAAGACACAAAACACAGGUGGAUUAAAAAUCACUAAGGUUCCAGUCCAUUUACGCAGUGGCUGGCAAGCAUUUUAUUUUGAAAUUUUAACAAUGAUUGGAAUUAUUGUAUAUGCUGCUAACUUUUACACUGGCAAAACAAAAAAUUCUAAACUAGCAACUGCUUGGUUUAAAGCUCACAAACCUUUGCUGGAACAACAUUUUAGCAUUGUUGGAGAUGAUGGGAUGAGUAAAGAACCUCAAAGUGGUGUUUUGGUUAAAGAGAGUGAAAGUGUUUAUACGCUUUGGUGUACUGGUCGACAGUAUUGCGAAGGUAUGCUUGUUGAGUUAAGAUUGCUCAAGCGACAUGAUAUUGUUAGUAUCAUUUCACAGAUGAUGCGACCACGACCUGAAAUUGUCAAAAUUACAGUAUAUAUGGAUGAUGAAGACAUGGAUAAUUUUGUGUUUUCCUUGCUUCCAAAAAAACAAGCCUCAAAAUAUCACAAGGAUUUACAAGAUUUAGCUUUCUUUUGUGGAGAGAAAAAAUCUGCAGACCGAUAUGAACUUCCGAAUUUCUCUAUACUUAGUGAGUCUGGUGAAGUCAGUGAUUUUGUUCUAAGCACACAGGUUUGCAAUGUUAUAAAAAAGUACGAGAAUUGCUUUGAAUCGCUACAUUUUUCAGAUCAGUUUGUUGGUCAGAAAAAAGAAGAUGGUGAUGAAGAAGGGACUGCCAAGCUAAAGAAACCCAAGAAAGUACUCAUAUUUGAAUUUAAAAUUCCCGGUAAUGGCAGGACACGCUCAGAAGAUAUGGCUGCUACUGAAGGGCUAGUAAAAAUGGUUUUGCUAAUGAUAGAUAGAGUUAAAGGGUUUAGGUUGUCACAACAAGCUCGUUUAAAAAGUGAUAAGAAAAGGAGAGAAGUUGAGCAGAACUUUCUAAAGCAACAACAUUCUCAACGUCAAGAAGCCUCUCAGGCUCGUCGUGAAGAAAAAUUGCGUUUAGAAAAAGAACGUUUGAUGGCAGAAGAAGAUCCUGAAAAACAGAAGCGUAUGGAGGAGAUAAUGAGUAAAAGAGAUGCUAAAAAAAGAGGACCAAAGGUUAAAAGCAUGAAGGUACGAAUGUGAUUGUCAGUGAAUUGGAUCAUCAACUUAGAGUCUGAUAAUAAGAGUUGAAUUUGGUAAAAGAAAGAAUUAAUUUGAAAUGUUUUACAUCAAAACGAAAUGAAAAUAAAAGUUGUCUGA
Molecule: messenger RNA, 1605 nt
Organism: Hydra vulgaris (swiftwater hydra)
Lineage: Eukaryota; Metazoa; Cnidaria; Hydrozoa; Anthoathecata; Hydridae
Product: PAT complex subunit CCDC47
Biological process (GO): endoplasmic reticulum calcium ion homeostasis
Cellular component (GO): endoplasmic reticulum
Molecular function (GO): calcium ion binding
Source: RefSeq, a predicted model, not a curated record